Molecule: messenger RNA, 786 nt
Organism: Anguilla anguilla (European eel)
Lineage: Eukaryota; Metazoa; Chordata; Actinopteri; Anguilliformes; Anguillidae
Product: galactose-binding lectin l-1-like
Exons: 4
Coding region: 238-666 (142 amino acids)
Molecular function (GO): laminin binding; carbohydrate binding
Source: RefSeq, a predicted model, not a curated record
CUUGAUGUAGUAGUAGUCAUUCCCAGAUAUUCAAAUGUGAAUUUGGUUUUUCAUUUGGUUCUGUCUCAGGUAAUAGAAAUGCAAUUUCUUUAGGCCUAUUAUCUGUCAAUUUCAUUGGUUAGAUCUCGGCAAGGCUUAUCUCACUGGCACAUAAAAACGUGAGUCACACCUUACAGUUUACUCCACAUUACAACCAGAGUCAUACAGCUGUGAGGAAUCAGCAACUGAACUGCCAAGAUGUCUUACAUGGAGGUGAAAAACAUAAACUUCAGUACAGGAAUGGAACUGAAGGUCAAAGGCGUCGUCAAACCCAAUCCGGUUCGUUUCUCUAUCAAUGUGGGGCUCACCGAAGAUAAAAUUGCACUGCACUUUGACCCACGUUUCAACUAUCAUGGGGACAUCCGUACCAUCAUCUUGGACACCAAGAAAGAUGGAUCCUGGCAAGAACAGCAGAAAGAAAAAGACUUCCCAUUUGAGGCAGAGCAGGAGUUUGAGGUGACCAUUGUUUUCAACCUUGACACUUUUGACAUUUAUCUGUCAAGUGGCAAAAUGGUGCAGUUCCCCAACCGUCUGGGUCUCAACAAAUACAAGCACAUUUUCUUUGUGGGAGAUGCUACGAUCCAAGAAAUAAUUGUGAAGCCAUCUGGAAAAGCUACCAAGAAAUAGUGUGGCUGCUGAUUGGCUGCUUGGCUUCCUCCUUCCUGCCUACUGCUUCACUGCAACUACACCACCCGACCAUCAGGGAAUUUAGUCUUCUGCCUCUGCAUUUCUCUGAUGUCUAUGAAA